This is a messenger RNA of Lingula anatina, 887 nucleotides long. RefSeq names its product flavin reductase (NADPH)-like. The record is from RefSeq and is a predicted model, not a curated record. Lineage: Eukaryota; Metazoa; Brachiopoda; Lingulata; Lingulida; Lingulidae.
GAGAGAGAGAGAGAGAGAGAGAGAGUUAGCUCAAUUUGCGGUCGAAAUGCACAACUAGAUUAUUUUAUCUGGUGGCCUAGACGUUAUCUUAUUUGUACCUCGUGACACACAUUCAGUGUUCAGUUGAUCAAGACCCAGAAUUAAUUUUAUCUCGACUGAUCAUAAUUCCAGAGCACACUGUAAGAAAGUUGACCAUGAAGCGUCUGGUAGUUCUGGGAGCAACAGGACCCUCGGGACAGGAAGUGGUCAAGCAGGCCCUCAGCGCUGGACAUCACGUGACAGCGGUGGUCAGAAACCCUGACAAACUGGACAGUGUCCAAAAUGAGAAUCUAAAGGUUAUUAAAGCAGACGUAUUCUCAGCAAAAGACCUCUCGGAGCAUUUUCGGGGGCAUGAGGUGGUCAUGUCGUGUUUGGGAAAUAGAGACCGUGCGCCCGUUACUCUGUAUACGGAGUCCAUGAAAGCUAUAGUUGCCGCGAUGAGAGAGACAGGCCUCACCAGACUGAUCUGUAUAACGUCAUGGUGCACAGAAUCACGACCUGGCAACCCAUGGCUGAUAGAGUGGGUAAUAAAACCUCUCUUUAUUGGGAAAACUGUGGCCAAUAUGGCUGAAAUGGAACAUUACUUAUUCGAUACCUGCCAGGACAUCAACUUUACCAUAGUGAGGCCGCCUGGUCUCGGUACUGGACCAGUCUCAGAUUCCCCCAUUUUGACCCAUGAAGGAAUGCACGUGCCUGGUGCACCUGGAGGUAGGAUGAACAGGGCAGAUGUCGCGCGGUUUAUGUUGUCACUGUUAGACACUUCAGAAUGGGACCGAAAGGCUGUAGCAGUACAAACUGGACCAAAGAGAUAAAACCCUGUCAGUGAAGAGGGUUAUGAUAAAAACUUA